UGCAGCCUGCACUCGCGUCCCAGUGAGGCGCGACGGGCGAGCGCCGCCGUUGCCAGCCGAAGCCGGUCUCCAUUGGCGACGGCGUGGGCUUUUCCUCGCUCGCCCACUCGCUGAGGGAGCGUCGUCCCUUCCCGUCGCCCAUCGGCCUCCUCCGCUUGCCUCCGGUGCGCGCGGGAAAGAGGCGGCUGUUGUCAGAUGGCGGAGGAGCCGCUGUCCCUUCAGAUUCCACUUCACUGAGGGGAGACGUUCUCUGCCCCUCCCACACGUCCUGAGUGUCGUUCCCCUGGUGCUGCCGCGAAGGGGAAGAGAGCAGUGUACGGCCUUAAGGUGCUGGAGGCAGCUCCGCUCUCAGCGAGGGACCACCUGGCUCUCCCGCCCCUGUCUGCGGGACACGAUGUCAGGCUGAUAGCGAUAGGAACUGCUGGCCUGGGGGCCGCGAGAGAGAGUACUGGUGAUAAUUUUGGAGAGCGAUCCUCUGGGUGUGAUGCCAGUUUGCCUCAGGUGUGGAGUGUUAUUCACUGAGGGCAGGUUAUAUUGCCUGUGUCCCGGAGACCCUGGGGAGUAUUGCCAGUGCUGUAACCUUGGGCUUGAGUCAGACAGUGAGUGAGGAGUGUUCUAUCGGGAAAGCUGAAGGGGUUAGCCUUGCAGUGGGCACUUCAGUCCUCCCUUCUAUUUGGCACUAUGCGAUAUGACUGAAUCUUUGGGUCUGCUUCUCCGAUUUUAGCAUUCCCUUCCCUGUGAUUGUGGUUGCGUUUCUGGAGGGUUAGGUUUGGCCUUUUACUGAGUGAUACUGUAAAGUGGUAGAUGUCUUAACGCAAACAAAAUGCAGCAGCUACCCUCGGCUGAAGAAAAAGACAAGCAAAGAAAUGUCCUCCUUAAGAAUAUCAAUCCAAAGGAUGACAGUAAAUAAAAGCACAAGAUCCCACGACUUCAUGGCAAAUUGGAGUGGCUUGUGAUGGAAAAAGAGAAACACUGUUUUAAUUCCAUAGUUGGUGUGGAGUCUGAAAAGAGGAAGUUUUGCCUUGCUGGGGAGAAGGAGAGUUGGAUAAAUAUUAACACAUUUAUGCUGGAUGUUGCAUAUAAUUCCUGUUUUUCAGUGGUAUCUCAUAUGAAGAUACACAGCGUUGUAUCCUGCUGAAAAGACUCAGAAGACCCUUGACCACUCAGAACUGCUACAACAGGGAUCCAAGCACAGAUCCUUCCCCCCUCCCCUCCCCGCGAAAGUAGUCCCUUUGCAUUUUUAAAUGCACGUGCGUUCUGCAGCUCGAGCUCCGUGUUUUGUGGCUUUAUCUCUUUCGGUUAGGACCCAAAGAUGUAUUGAAAAGAGCAGGAAGCUUCGUGCAAGAAGCCAAGAAGGUGCAGUACGGGAGACGCAGAAGGGGACCUUUGGCAGGUGGUGGUGACGCACAGAAAUUACUUUGCCUUCGGAAAGAAAAAGCCCUGUCUGUUGCUUAUGUAGGUGUAUUUUUGUGCUCUCCUUUCUCCCCGAAGAAGUUGCCUGGGUCGCGCAGCAGCGGGGAAACGGCAGCUGCUCGUCCUGGGCGGCAGCAGUAGCAGCAGCAGAUUAUGGUGGCAGCGCGGCGGCAGCAGACCUCAUCGCGUUUUUCAGUUAAGAUUGUCGCUUGAAAGUGCCACCUGAAGCUUCAGCAGCUGGGCAAGGACCGCUUAACGUUUUAAAGAGGAAAACCCUGAGGAGGGGAAGAGUUAAGGGAAGGAGGGGCAGCGCUAGGUUUUGUAUGUGCUUGUGGGGAGAGGGGAUUGGUUAUCAUGGCGGAUCGGACGGCUCCUAGAUGCAAGCUUCGUCUGGAGUGGGUUUACGGGUACAGGGGUCACCAGUGCCGCAACAACCUGUACUACACGGCAGGCAAAGAGGUGGUUUACUUCGUGGCUGGAAUCGGCGUGGUUUACAACACCAGAGAGCACAGCCAGAAAUUCUUCCUCGGGCACAACGAUGAUAUUAUCAGCCUCGCAGUUCAUCCGGAUAAAUCUUUAGUGGCUACAGGGCAGGUUGGGAAGGACCCUUACAUUUGCAUAUGGGAUUCCUAUCGGGUACAGACUGUGUCUGUUCUUAAGGAUGCACAUACACAUGGAGUUGCCUGCUUAGCUUUCGAUUCAGAUGGACAGCGUUUAGCUUCAGUGGGACUGGAUGCCAAAAAUACAGUGUGUAUUUGGGACUGGAAGAGAGGAAAACUACUGGCAACAGCUACUGGUCAUUCAGACAGGAUAUUUGAUAUUUCGUGGGAUCAGUAUCAACCGAAUAGAAUUGUUAGCUGUGGAGUAAAACACAUAAAGUUUUGGACACUGUGUGGAAAUGCACUGACAGCAAAGCGAGGAAUAUUUGGAAAAACAGGAGACCUCCAAACCAUCCUUUGUUUAGCAUGUGCAAAAGAAGAUAUCACAUACUCUGGUGCUUUAAAUGGAGAUAUCUACGUAUGGAAAGGGCUAAACUUAGUCCGCACAAUUCAAGGAGCACAUAGCGCUGGAAUUUUUAGUAUGUAUGCUUGUGAGGAAGGUUUUGCCACUGGAGGGAGAGACGGAUGCAUUCGGCUAUGGGACACUGAUUUCAAACCAAUUACUAAAAUUGAUCUCAGGGAGACUGAACAAGGAUACAAAGGUUUGUCCAUCCGAAGUGUCUGUUGGAAAGCAGACAGACUCUUAGCAGGGACACAAGACAGUGAAAUAUUUGAGGUGCUAGUAAGAGAACGAGAUAAACCCAUGCUGAUCAUGCAGGGUCAUUGUGAAGGGGAGCUCUGGGCCCUGGCAGUCCAUCCAAAGAAGCCUUUAGCCGUCACAGGCAGUGAUGAUCGAUCUGUACGAUUGUGGAGUCUUGCUGACCAUGCCUUGAUAGCUCGUUGUAAUAUGGAAGAAGCAGUGCGGAGUGUGUCUUUCAGUCCUGAUGGAUCGCAGCUAGCACUUGGAAUGAAGGAUGGCUCCUUCAUUGUUCUUCGAGUAAGAGACAUGACAGAGAUAGUACAUAUUAAAGACCGAAAAGAAGUGAUCCAUGAAAUGAAGUUCUCACCAGAUGGCUCUUACCUUGCUGUGGGUUCUAAUGAUGGCCCGGUGGAUAUCUAUGCAGUUGCUCAGCGAUACAAAAAAAUAGGAGAAUGCAACAAAUCUUCCAGUUUUAUAACUCAUAUUGACUGGUCUGUGGAUAGUAAAUUCUUGCAAACUAACGAUGGUGCAGGAGAGAGACUGUUCUACAAGAUGCCCUCUGGGAAGCAUCUAACUAGCAAAGAUGAGAUCAAAGGAAUUCCCUGGGCCUCGUGGACCUGUGUGAUAGGAUCUGAAGUGAAUGGAAUCUGGCCAAAGUAUACAAACAUUAUAGAUGUUAACUCUGUGGAUGGAAAUUACAACAGCUCAGUGCUAGUGACUGGAGAUGAUUUUGGGCUGGUCAAAUUAUUCAGAUUUCCAUGCCUGAAAAAAGGAGCUAAAUUCAGAAAAUACGUUGGCCACUCAGCUCAUGUAACUAAUGUCCGAUGGUCCCAUGAUUUUCAGUGGGUUUUAAGUACAGGAGGUGCUGAUCACUCUGUUUUCCAGUGGCGAUUUAUUCCAGAAGGGAUAACAAAUAGCGUUCUUGAAACAUCUCCACAAGAGGGUGGCAUUGAUUCCUACAGUGAAGAAUCAGAUUCAGAUUUAUCUGAUGUGCCAGAGUUAGAUUCUGAUAUUGAGCAGGAAGCUCAAAUCAACUAUGAUCGCCAGGUUUACAAAGAAGACCUACCUCAGCUGAAACAGCAAAGUAAAGAAAAAAACCUUUCUGUGCCCUUCAUUAAAAGAGAGCGAGCGCCUGAGGACAGCUUAAAGUUGCAGUUUAUACAUGGUUAUAGAGGCUAUGACUGUCGAAAUAACUUGUUCUACACACAAACUGGAGAAGUGGUAUAUCAUAUUGCUGCUGUAGCUGUUGUAUAUAACAGGCAACACCACACUCAAAGGCUCUAUCUUGGUCACGAUGAUGACAUCCUCAGCCUAAACAUUCACCCAGUGAAAGACUAUGUUGCUACUGGACAGGUUGGAAGAGAUGCUGCCAUCCACGUAUGGGACACACAGACACUGAAAUGUUUAUCUUUGCUCAAAGGCCAGCAUCAAAGAGGAGUGUGCGCACUGGAUUUUUCAGCUGAUGGAAAAUGUUUGGCAUCUGUUGGACUAGAUGAUAACCAUGCCAUUGUGUUUUGGGAUUGGAAAAAGGGAGAAAAGCUAGCAACAACCAGGGGCCAUAAAGAUAAAAUAUUUGUAGUGAAGUGUAAUCCACACCAUGUAGACAAAUUAGUCACAGUUGGGAUAAAGCACAUCAAAUUUUGGCAGCUAACAGGUGGAGGCUUUACAUCAAAACGAGGAACAUUUGGAACAACUGGGAAAUUGGAAACUAUGAUGAGUGUUUCCUAUGGGCGAAUAGAAGAUCUGGUUUUCUCUGGUGCAGCUACUGGAGACAUUUUUAUCUGGAAGGAUACUCUGUUGCUUAAGACAGUGAAGGCCCAUGAUGGACCUGUGUUUGCCAUGCAUGCAUUAGAUAAGGGGUUUGUAACUGGUGGAAAGGAUGGAAUUGUGGCACUCUGGGAUGAUAUGUUUGAGAGAUGUCUGAAGACAUACGCUAUUAAAAGAGCAGCACUAUCUGCUAGUUCUAAAGGUUUACUUUUAGAAGACAAUCCCUCUAUCCGAGCUAUCAGUCUAGGACAUGGUCAUAUAUUAGUAGGGACUAAAAAUGGAGAGAUACUUGAAAUUGAUAAAAGUGGCCCCAUGACUCUACUUGUCCAGGGACACAUGGAAGGAGAAGUCUGGGGCUUGGCAGCUCAUCCUCUCUUGCCCGUCUGUGCAACAGUAAGCGAUGACAAAACACUACGAAUCUGGGAACUUUCAUCCCAGCACCGCAUGCUGGCAGUGAGGAAGCUCAAAAAGGGUGGAAGAUGCUGUGCAUUUUCACCUGAUGGGAAGGCCUUGGCUGUAGGGCUGAAUGAUGGGAGCUUUCUGGUGGUCAAUGCUGACACUGUAGAAGACAUGGUUUCUUUUCACCACAGAAAGGAAAUGAUCUCAGAUAUAAAAUUUUCACGAGAAUCAGGGAAGUAUCUGGCUGUGGCUUCCCAUGACAACUUUGUAGAUAUUUACAAUGUACUUACCAGCAAAAGAGUUGGCAUUUGUAAAGGUGCAUCUAGCUACAUCACCCACAUUGACUGGGACUCAAGAGGAAAGUUAUUGCAAGUCAAUUCUGGUGCCAAAGAACAACUAUUUUUUGAAGCACCAAGGGGGAAAAGGCAUAUUAUAAGAAUUGCUGAGAUAGAGAAGAUCGAGUGGGACACUUGGACAUGUGUUCUGGGGCCUACUUGUGAAGGAAUUUGGCCCAUGCACAGCGAUGUCACUGUUGUGAAUGCAGCUAGUCUUACCAAAGAUGGAACACUGUUAGCUACAGGAGAUGAUUUUGGUUUUGUGAAGCUUUUUUCCUAUCCAGUGAAGGGCCAGCAUGCAAAAUUCAAGAAGUAUGUGGGUCACAGCGCACAGGUAACCAACGUGCGGUGGUUACACAAUGAUUCUGUGCUGCUGACUGUAGGUGGUGCUGAUACAGCUUUGAUGAUCUGGACCAGAGAAUUUUUGGGCAUUCAGGAGAGUAAGCUGGUUGAUAGUGAAGAAUCAGACACAGAUGCAGAAGAGGAUGGAGGUUAUGAUAGUGAUGUUGCAAGAGAAAAAGCAAUUGACUACACCACUAAGAUCUAUGCAGUAAGCAUCCGAGAAAUGGAAGGGACCAAACCACAUCAGCAGCUGAAGGAGAUUUCAGUAGAAGAGAGGUUGUUACUUACAAUGUUGAAAUUCCCCAUAACACAUGUUGGACUUAUGCUGAACUAUUGUGGAGAAAAAAAAAAGGGAAGAAGCUGGAAUGAGGACAGUAGAGGAGAGAACAGUAAAGAGAAGAGGCCACCAGUUAGCAGAGCUGCUCCUCAACCUGAAAAACUGCAAAAGAAUAAUGUCAACAAGAAAAAGAAACUGGUUGAGGAGCUGGCUUUAGACCAUGUUUUUGGAUACAGAGGAUUUGACUGUCGCAACAACCUUCACUACUUAAAUGAUGGUGCUGAUAUAAUUUUUCACACAGCUGCAGCAGGCAUAGUUCAAAAUCUUUCUACUGGUAGUCAGACUUUCUACCUGGAGCACACUGAUGAUAUUCUUUGCCUAACUGUGAACCAGCACCCAAAGUAUAAAAAUGUUGUGGCUACCAGCCAGAUCGGUGAUAUGACAGAAUUCCCAGGUACAACGCCCACAAUUCAUAUCUGGGAUGCUAUGAGUAAGCAGACAAUUUCAAUGCUACGUUGCUUCCAUACCAAAGGGGUCAACUAUGUUAACUUCAGUGCAACUGGCAAACUUCUGGUUUCGGUGGGAGUUGAUCCAGAACACACUAUCACAGUGUGGAGGUGGCAAGAAGGGGCCAAAGUGGCCAGCAGGGGAGGACACCUGGAGAGGAUAUUCGUUGUCGAGUUUCGCCCAGAUUCAGACACUCAGUUCGUGUCUGUAGGGGUAAAACACAUGAAGUUCUGGACGUUAGCUGGCAGUGCUUUGCUGUAUAAGAAAGGAGUCAUUGGUUCCAUGGAAGGUGCCAAAAUGCAAACCAUGCUUUCCGUUGCCUUUGGAGCGAAUAACCUAACAUUUACUGGUGCCAUAAAUGGAGAUGUCUAUGUCUGGAAGGAUCAUUUCCUGGUAAGACUUGUGGCAAAAGCUCACACAGGGCCAGUGUUCACAAUGUACACCACUCUUCGAGAUGGACUCAUCGUCACAGGAGGGAAAGAGAGACCUACUAAAGAAGGGGGAGCUGUGAAGCUAUGGGAUCAAGAGCUGAAACGGUGCCGAGCAUUUCAGCUUGAAACAGGCCAGCUCAUCGAGUGUGUGCGCUCCGUCUGCAGAGGAAAAGGGAAAAUUUUAGUGGGAACAAAAGAUGGAGAAGUUCUUGAAGUAGGAGAAAAAAAUGCUGCUUCAAACUUGUUGAUUGACUGUCACAUGGAAGGGGAAAUCUGGGGCUUAGCAACUCACCCCUCAAAAGACAUAUUUAUCUCUGCAAGUAAUGAUGGAACAGCAAGGAUCUGGGACCUGUCUGACAAAAAACUGCUGAACAAAGUGAAUCUAGGUCACCCAGCAAGAUGCGCUGCAUACAGUCCUGAUGGUGAAAUGGUUGCAAUUGGAAUGAAGAACGGCGAAUUCGUUAUUUUACUUGUAAACAGCCUUAAGGUUUGGGGCAAGAAACGAGACAGGAAGUCUGCAAUUCAGGAUAUCAGGAUCAGCCCCAAUAACAAGUUUCUGGCAGUGGGUUCACAAGAACAUACUGUAGAUUUCUAUGACCUCACUCAAGGUACAACCCUAAACCGAAUAGGGUACUGCAAAGACAUCGCAAGUUUCGUCAUACAGAUGGACUUCUCUGCAGACAGCAGGUACAUUCAGGUAUCAACGGGUGCCUAUAAACGUCAAGUUCACGAGGUGCCACUAGGAAAGCAAAUUACAGAUCCUGCUUUAAUAGAAAAGAUCACGUGGGCCACAUGGACAAGCAUUCUUGGAGAUGAAGUCAUUGGAAUUUGGCCACGAAAUGCAGAUAAAGCAGAUGUCAACUGUGCAUGUGUGACCCACACUGGCCUAAACAUAGUCACAGGAGAUGACUUUGGUCUGGUGAAACUCUUUGAUUUCCCAUGCACAGAAAAAUUUGCCAAACAUAAGCGGUACUUCGGGCACUCGGCACACGUCACCAACAUCCGCUUUUCUCAUGACGACAAGUACGUCAUCAGUACUGGAGGAGAUGACUGCAGCGUAUUUGUAUGGCGCUGCCUUUGAAUGGAGACUCCUGCUGCUGCCGCCAAGGGACUGCUCUGGACUGGACAGCCAUGAAUGCCUCUACCCCUCUGGCUGCUGCGACUGCCACACAAUGCUGCAUAGGUUACACAUUUUCAGAUUACUUACAGGAAUUUAUUGAAUGUGAUCUUGCAUUUGAAAGAACGAGAGCCUGGAGAAGGAAGCUGAAGUUUGAAAAGGGAAUCCUUUUGUAACCUGGGUAGGCCAAAGUAACAGUUCACUCACAAAGCUGCUUUUGCCUAAUACUGUGUUAAUUCAAACCAUAUCUGAAAAGGGAGCACAAUCAGAAAAUGAUGAGCCCUUUCAUUUGCAUCAUUUCAAAAGCUGUUGCUUGAACAGUUGUUCAGGUUCGUGGUUUUUAACCACACCUGCUUAAAACUCCAAUUUGGUGCACUGAGCAAACUGCAAGCUCUUAAGGAGCAUGCUGGGGUUCAUCCCUCAGCUUUCAGUAAUCAAAGGAACAAAGUCUUUUUUUUUAAGUCUAUUUUAUUUCUAAAAUAUGUAUAUUUGGCAAAUUUUUCUAUCCAUGAAGUGCCUUUGAACAAUUUUCUAGUAGUAUGGGCUACAGUUUUGCCUCCCACCAAUUGCUUUCAAUGCACGGUGCUAUAACUUUCAUACAGAGGAGGGCUAACCAUUAACACCAAGCUUGUCCAGCUGUGUCACCAUCCCUGUUCUCUGCUUUGGUUUGUUACCUUCUUAAGUGAAUUCCAAAGUGUUUCCGAGAGGAGGAAGCUAGAUGCUGCUCUAAGGACAAAUUCCUGAUGGUGUGAUGACACCUGACAAGCUGUUCACUAUUGGUUCCUGAGGGUAGCUUGACCACAGCCAGAAUGUAGCAGCUUAGCUCAAACACUGGAGUAGAGGGAGAAGGCAUGGAGAGUGUUGGUUAGAGAGAUUUGAACACAAAUAGUGAGGAAGGUAUUCCCCACGUGUUCCUGCCCUUCCCUGUCCAUGGGAACUACUGCUGCAGGCAGUUGCCAUCUACUGUGCUUAAGUAGUUUGAAAGCUUUCAGGAAUGAUUGUUUCCCCAUUCCGGAGGGCGCUUCCCGAAGCCACUCAAAGGAAUGCCUGAUAACACUAAUGGGGACUGUCUCCUGCAGUAGGCAGCUAGUCCCGUGUGGCUUAUAACUAGAAC
Molecule: messenger RNA, 8941 nt
Organism: Pogoniulus pusillus (Red-fronted tinkerbird)
Lineage: Eukaryota; Metazoa; Chordata; Aves; Piciformes; Lybiidae
Gene: EML6
Product: EMAP like 6
Exons: 43
Coding region: 1768-7791 (2007 amino acids)
Molecular function (GO): microtubule binding
Source: RefSeq, a predicted model, not a curated record